Messenger RNA from Saccharomycopsis crataegensis, 2535 nucleotides. RefSeq lists its product as uncharacterized. The record is from RefSeq and is a predicted model, not a curated record. NCBI's taxonomy places the organism in Eukaryota, Fungi, Ascomycota, Saccharomycetes, Ascoideales, Saccharomycopsidaceae. Bases 1 to 2535 code for a protein of 844 amino acids. The transcript has a single exon.
AUGUCCUCAACCAGUCCUUCACAGACCAAGGACUUUCCGUCAUCCCUGUCGUCUUCUUCUACCACUGCUAUAGAACUUCUUUCCCUGGGGUCUUCGAUGUUGGGGAAUAACGGUUCCGCCCCCAUUGCCAACUCCUUGCUUGCCACAGUACAAAGCUCUAUAAACGCCCCUUCUCAAACAAUCUCAGCAACUAGAAAUAAUCCUCUUGGUCCUUUGAAAAACAUCCUGUCGACGUCAUUAGACUCUCUUACUUCCUCAACCUCCUCUACUUCCACUCUUAAAAGCUCCGUCAAUCCCGUAAACAAUGCCAAACCACUAAUAUCUAACUCAUCGUCAUCCACACUAUCUAACCCAAAGGCUACUGACUCAUUAAGUUCUCAAAUUGGAUUAAACUCAUUGAGCGCUACCUCUGCUUCCAAAUAUUCAAGCACAUCAAAACUUUCCUACAUUAUUUCAAAAUCGGUUAGCGCUCAGAGCACCGAUAACCUUCUAAAGGCAUCAAGUCCUAUUAGUACUUCAAUAUCAGCAUCAAAGAACUGGUCUUUACUACAAGAAACGGCAUCAUCCACUACCCCUGGAAUCAAAAAAGAGGAAGUUGAACCAAGUAUUCCAAAACCGACAGAUUUCAACUACAAAUCAACGGCAGAUACUCUUAAUAAAUCUCCAAAUAACCAACAACAAUUAAACAAGUCUAAAGUAUUACCCAACAUAAUGCCUAAUACCAAAUCUUUAAAUAAUAUUUCAAAUCAGCCAUCACUUGUGCCAAAACCCAUCAAACCGAUUCAAAAACUAGAUAGAUCAAUGUCGACUAUGAUGAAUACUCACAAUCAGCAAAGCGUUUCUAUGCAACGCUCAUCAAGCUCCAAAGAUCACUCGGAACUUCAAUCGAUUCUUAGUUCGAAAGUAAAAGAGAACGAAAAAUUGAAAUUGAUUAUUGAUAAGCUCCGUAAUGAGAUCAACUUGCUCAAGAUAUUGCAAGACACCACGGUUAUUGGGGGUAGUGGCACUGAUGAAGGUGACAAUCAAAAUAGCACAAAUAACAAUCAAGGCGCUGGCCAAGGCUCAUCAACUGAUAAUAUAUCAGAUAAUAAUAGUGAAACUAUUAACCCAAUGAAGCUUAGUAAUAAUAUCAGUUCUCUUGCUGGCCCUGACAACAAUAGUAAAAUCUUGAAUGAUCUUAACUCUUUCCUCAAGUCUGAGAAACCAACUAAAAAAACAAAGUCUCGCAAAAAUAAACAACAGCAACAAUCCAAACAAGGGGUAAUGGAAAAUGUCCAUAUGAAGGAUCAUUCAAAAAACAAUACCAGCCAUAAAGCAAACCUGAUUUCCCACUCAUUGGAUAGCCUCUCAAUCCAUCAUGAUGAUAUGGAUGAUGGCAUUCUUGAUGAACGCUUUUCUUCCUCUUCACCAUCUCCAUCACUUUCUCUAACCAUGUCUAAUACUUCAGAGAUAACAGACUUUGAUGUUGACCUGCUCUUGCUACUUAAUUCAUUCCUGCUGCUUUCGCCAGUGCCAACUAAUCUCCACAUUAACAACCACUAUCAUCAUUUUGAUUCUCCCCGCAGAAAAAAAUCAAUUCCGGGAGGAUUAUCUAAUGACCAUGAAGUCUCACAUUUUUUGAACAAUAAUCUGAAUCAUGAUCCGGAUGCCAUGAAGAAACUAUUUCUGUCUAACGCAUCCGUGAAACUUGAACGAACCACUUCUUUGAACUCAUAUAAUGAUAUGACGAAUUCUAUAGAGCAUGGCCAUGCUAUUUCCAACAACAACAAUAAUCUGGGGACCAAUUGCUCUAAUCGUAAAUUGGCGAAUAAAGCUGGAAAAUUGUCUAAUUCUAGCACUUCCAAAAGACAGUCAAAAUCAAAGAAAAAUUCCCAUGAUAAUCAGGAUAGCAAUACUAAAAAUCUUGGUGGUGUUAUUCCUAAUAAAGACCCAUCUAAAGUUCCAUCUUCUGAUCUUCCAUCGUCUAUGGUGAAAAAUGAGAUAAAUUUCCCCCAUUAUGGCUCUGCUGGAUUAGCGGCUGUUGAUGCUUCUGCCUCUGUGAAAGAUGGAACGUUCUUACAAUUGUCAGGAAUUUACGAACCAGAUGAUCCUUUGCUUGGAAAAAACGAUAAUAUUAAUCAUCAUAGUGAUGAGGAUUUUCUGGCUUUGAAAUUAGAGCGUAGCUUAUCGGUACCGACUUAUUCAACCAGUAACGAUGGUGGCAUAAAUCCUCAAAGAAGGACAAAUACGAAAGGAAGGGCAAUAAAACGUCCAACCAAGCAUUUCAAGACGAAAAUCAACCAUUUGUCGAAUUCUGACAAAGAUUCCAAUAAUAAUUCUGACAGAGACCCCGAGAAUAGUAAUUUCAAAGUAAAUAGUGGAAAUAUUGGUGGUAAUUCCAGUAGUGAUGAAAACCUAUUUGAAUCAUGUGGGUUUUGUGUAGACGGAACUCCAUGUCUAUGUGUUGAAGCAGCAAUGGAAUUGGUAGAAUCCACAAAAAUCACCCAAAAGGCGGCGGAAAUUAAGGUCGAGAUUGAAGAUUUAAAGAGCAUAUGA